This is a messenger RNA of Caenorhabditis elegans, 999 nucleotides long. RefSeq names its product 18S rRNA aminocarboxypropyltransferase (gene F52C12.2). Gene Ontology annotation, biological process: rRNA processing; enzyme-directed rRNA pseudouridine synthesis. The record is from RefSeq and is marked reviewed. Lineage: Eukaryota; Metazoa; Nematoda; Chromadorea; Rhabditida; Rhabditidae. Gene Ontology annotation, molecular function: transferase activity; rRNA small subunit aminocarboxypropyltransferase activity; S-adenosyl-L-methionine binding.
AUUGUCGGAAUUUUGCAAUGGGAAAAGGAAAACAUCGAGUUGUGAAGCCACGAAGAGCGGAUAAACCGCCGAAAGAGCGAAAUGUGGAGGAAGAAGUUGAGACAGAAGAGGAAGAAGAGGAUAUCGAAGAUGAAUCCACAUCGGAGCCGGGCUCAGAAGACUCUGACGACGAGCCGGAAGAAGACUACAAAUUCCCAUUUCGUCUGGCGAUGUACGAUUUUAAUCAGUGCGAUCCGAAGCGAUGCUCCGGGAGAAAGCUUCUUCGUGCGAAUUUGAUCACAGAAGUGAAGCUCGGGCAACGAUUUCCCGGAUUAGUGCUCAGUCCAACCGGAACGUACACAUUGGCUCCGCGAGACCGUCCAUUUGUCGAACAGAAUGGGCUCUGCGUUGUGGAUUGCUCAUGGAAGGAAGUCGAGAGAACUCCGUUGCAUAGAGUAAAAGCCCCGGAGCACCGUCUUCUUCCAUAUUUGGUGGCAGCCAAUUCAGUCAACUACGGAAAACCAUGUCAUCUAACAUGUGCCGAGGCGAUGGCCGCCGGUCUCUACAUUUUAGGCUUCCAGGAGGCCGCAAGCCGCCUCAUGAAGCCCUUCUCCUGGGGAGAUCACUUUAUUGAGCUCAACAAAGAGCUUUUAGAUCUCUACGCGGCUUGUGAUACACCGGAAGACGUGAUUCGAGCACAAAAUGAGUAUUUGGAGAGAAUCGAUAAGGAACGGGAGCAACAUUCCCGGGAUAUUGAUCUACCGCCGAGUGGUAGUGAUGAAGAAUAUGAGGAUGAGGAAGAAGUGGAAGAAUUGAAGAAAUAAAAUCUCCCCAUUCACUGCCGCCGAGCUUCAUCAAUUUCUGCACAUUGUCAUUUUUCGUUGGAUUUUUUUUUGAUAAUUUUUUUCCUUAAUUUUUCGUUUUUGUUAUUGUUUGUUAUUCAUGUUUCUUACUUGAUUUCCGGUUUUUUCUCUCAUUUCCCCGCCAAAAAAAAAUUGGAAAAUUUAAUAAAAAUUUCAG